Messenger RNA from Nicotiana tabacum (common tobacco), 978 nucleotides. Its product is annotated as ATP-dependent DNA helicase PIF1-like. The record is from RefSeq and is a predicted model, not a curated record. Gene Ontology annotation, biological process: telomere maintenance; DNA repair. Gene Ontology annotation, molecular function: DNA helicase activity. Lineage: Eukaryota; Viridiplantae; Streptophyta; Magnoliopsida; Solanales; Solanaceae.
AUGAUAUCUUACACUCUAUGGGCCACGACAUAUGAGUAUAAGCUUAUUCUAGAGAAGAUUAGAGAUUCUGAAACUGGAAAGGAUGCAAAGGAUGUUCAUUUUGAAAGAAAUAUAAUUGUUAGUGAACAAGACUUGCUCUUACCGAAGAGAUUGAAUGUUCAACAAUUACGCACAUAUAAUAUAAUAAUUGAUAGAGUAUUUUCUGGAAAACAAGGAGCUUUCUUCAUCGAUGGUCCUAGAGGAACAGCUUUAACAACUGCAACUUCUGGUGUAGCAGCUUCUAUCCUUCCAAGAGGACCAACUGCUCAUUCACGGUUCAAAAUGCCUAUUGAUAUAGAUGAUAAUUUUCGGUGCAACAUUAGUAAACAAAGUUCACUCGCACGUCUAAUUAGAGAUGCAAAAUUAAUUGUAUGGGAUGAGGCAUCAAUGGCAAAAAAGAAUUUGAUUGAAGCUCUUGAUGCACUUUUGAGAGAUAUUAUGGACAUCGAUACAAUGUUUGGUGGUAAAGUAGUUGUAUUUGGAGGUGACUUUAGACAAACUCUACCAGUUGUUCGAAAUGGAAAAAAAGAAGAUUUUAUUCAUGAAAGCUUAUUGUAUUCUGAAAUUUGGAAUAAACUUGAGAAAUUAUACCUAUCUGAAAAUAUGUGCGCAAGAACAGAUCCUUCUUUUUGUGAAUAUUUACUUCGAAUUGGAAAUGGAACAGAAAGAACUAACUGUGAAGACAAAAUAGAGAUUCCUAAUUCUUUUGUUAUUCCUUUUACGACUGAAGCGAAAUCCUUAGAUGCACUGUUUAGUGUAAUGUAUCCUGAUUUACAUGCAUUUUCUCCUGAUUUAUCUAUGAUAACCUCUCAUGUUAUUUUAACAACGAAGAAUGACUUUGUAAACGAAAUAAAUAAUAUGUUAAUCGCUAAAUUUCCAGAAAGGUCUAAAAUAUUUGUUGCAAUAGAUGAAACUAUUGAACCGAAUGAUCAAAGCUAG